This is a messenger RNA of Prunus armeniaca (apricot), 963 nucleotides long. NCBI's taxonomy places the organism in Eukaryota, Viridiplantae, Streptophyta, Magnoliopsida, Rosales, Rosaceae. The record is from the annotation of a GenBank genome assembly.
AUGGCGAAAUUUGAUAUUCCAGAGAUGAGAGAAUACAAAAGAGAGUAUCCACCAGAGCACUUCAUCGUGGAAAUAAAGCCAUACUCCUUGCUAUCAAACACCAAAGCAGAAAAGUACGAGUCUGGUGUCUUUGAUGCUGGUGGUUACAGAUGGAGGCUAUCACUUUACCCAAAUUACGAAACAACAAGUAAGAAGGGUUACAUCUCCCUCUUCUUGGUAUUAAUAGGGAGUGUGUCCGGGAAGCAGUCGCCGGCCGAAGUUUAUGCCACUUUUAGAUUGUUUUUAUACAAGAAUACACCUGAAACACAGGAAUACUUGACCAUAGAAGAUGGUUCUGGAAAAGUAAAUCACUUUCAUGAGGAGAUGAGGCAGGAGUUGGGUUUUGCAAAAUUUCUUCUCCGUUCGACUUUCGAGAAACGUUCUGAGGGAUACGUUUGGGACGAUUGCUGCAGAAUCGGAGCAGAGGUUUUUGUUCAUAAGGGCCAAACGAAAACUCUUGACGAAUAUCUUCCCCCUCGGGAACUCAAAAAUCCAACCUCAAGUGUCCGUAAGUUUAGGUUGGGAAGCAUCUCAUCAAAACGUGACCCAAAGUGUCUAUCUUCAGAUAAAUUUCAUCUUCAAGGAAGAAAAUGGAAGUUAAGUGUUUGUCAGAACGGAGAACCAGAGAACAAAUCACUGUCAUUUAUGUUAGAAUCGAAAGAAGAUUGGAAGAGCUUUCCGAGCUUUUAUGCAAAAUUCAGGGUUCGGGUAUUGGAUCGAGUCCAUGGUAAACAUACUAUUGAAAAAGAAGUUCAACACUGGUUCUGUUCCUCAAACCGCAAAAUUGUUUUCCCAGACUUUAUGCCGUGGAAAACUCUCCGUGACUCGUCAAAGGGGUUCAUUAAGAAUGAUGUAUUAACUGUUGAAGUAGAAAUAUGCUCGCUAUCUGUGGUUGAUGCUCCUAGAAUAUUAAAAACCCCAUAG